Molecule: messenger RNA, 2079 nt
Organism: Lecanosticta acicola
Lineage: Eukaryota; Fungi; Ascomycota; Dothideomycetes; Mycosphaerellales; Mycosphaerellaceae
Source: the annotation of a GenBank genome assembly
AUGUCCGCAAUCCCCAACGUUCCGGAAGAUAUCAUCCGCUCUCAGUCCAGUAAUGCCGAUGCGGCUUUAACACAUUUGCUCAAGGCAAAGGAGAGCGCAGUACAUGUCGAACACGUCGAGGAUGCCUCUAGGCCCAGUACGAACGGCCAAACCAACGGGGUUCAUACUAGCAACAGGGUCAAAUCAGAAUCACCUUGGCUACUACAUGACGCACCGGUUGAAAACCAGAGGCACAUCAGAGUUAUCGUUAUUGGAGCAGGGUAUUCGGGCGUCUAUUGUGGGAUUAGGAUACCGGAACGAAUGAGAAACUGUGAAUGUGAGUUCAUUGCUCGUCACUGGCACACAUACAUUGGGUGCCUGCUGAUACACACCCUUCAGUGGUCAUUUACGAGAAGAAUGCCGGUAUAGGCGGCACGUGGUAUGAGAAUCGGUACCCUGGCGCUGCCUGCGAUAUCCCCUCCCACAGCUAUCAAUUCAGUUUCAAUCCCAAGCCGGACUGGUCAGCAUUGUAUGCUCCUUCAUGGGAGAUUCGAGAUUAUAUCCAGGAGACGGCACGCAAAUAUGGCGCUGAUCGGUUUAUGAAGCUACAACACGAGGUGAAGGAGUGUACUUGGGACCAGGAAGCUGGAAAGUGGCAUGUGGAGGUCAAGAAGCCCGGUGGCGAGAGGUUUGAAGACACCUGCGAUGUCCUCAUCUCGGCGCGUGGCCUUCUGAACAACAAGCAAUGGCCAUCGAUCGACGGGCUGUGGGACUUCAAGGGUGAGGUCAUGCACUCAGCCUCCUGGAACGAAGACUAUGAUUUCCAGGGCAAAAAGAUUGGGAUCGUUGGAUCUGGCAGUAGUGCCAUUCAAAUCAUCCCCAAACUGCAACAGAUGCCCCAGACGCAUCUCAAUUGCUUCAUCCGUAGCAAGACGUGGAUCUCGCCACCUCUGGGACAAGGGACAAUGGAACAGCUCGGCAUGGGCCAACAGCUUCAAUUCACAUCGGAACAGAUUGAAAAGUUUCAAAAGGACCCGGAGGCAUGGUUCCGGUUCCGGAUGAAGCUGGAAAGUGAUGCGAAUAAGAUCCACGCGCUGACGUUGAAGGGAACGAAGAUGCAGGUAGAAGCCCAGAAGGCGUUUGAUGAGGGCAUGAAGAGUCGACUGAAGAGCAAACCGGAGUACUACGACUGGUUGAGACCGGAUUUCGCCCCGGGAUGCAGGAGGUUGACGCCUGGCCCCGGAUUCCUCGAAGCGCUCGUGCAGGAUAACGUGUCUUUUAUUCGGGAUCGGACCUCUCGGGUCACGGAGAGGGGGAUCGUGACCGAGGACGGGAAACUCCACGAGAUCGACGUGCUCGUCUGCGCCACGGGGUUCUAUGCCAGUGCCGCUCCGCCUUUCAAGGUUUCCGGUCUCGACGGAUACACGAUGCAGGAACACUGGCACGAUCGAGCGACGAAUUACCUAUCCUUGGCGACGGAUGGGUUUCCGAACCACUUCUUCAUGCUCGGGCCGAAUGGGGCGAUUGGGGAAGGAAGCCUGACCAUGAUGAUUGAGAGCACGGGCGAUUACAUUGUGAAGGCGAUUCGAAAAUUGCAAAAAGAUAAUCUCAAGAGCAUGGUGAUUAAGCCGGCGAGGGUGAGGGACUUCACCCGGUAUUGCGAUGCGUACUUCGAGGGGACCGUUUACAAGGAUGAUUGCAACUCCUGUAUGGCUUGCUCCCUCCCCCGAUUCCACCACAUCACCUUCUGAACCGCUACUGAUUUCCCAACCAGGGUACCGCAAGAACGGCCAAGGCGUCCCGUCAGAGCAUGUCACCGGCCUUUGGCCCGGCAGUACUUUGCAUUGCAUCGAAGCACUGCGGAGUCCGCGCUGGGAAGACUACGAGUAUGAAUACAUUGCGGAAGAGAACGGGGCCGAGGUGAAUCAGAUGGGAUGGCUAGGGAAUGGAUGGGGAGUCAAUCAGCUGGGAUGCAAUUUGCGUGAAGAAGAUUUGGCCUUCUAUCUCAUGCCGAUGUUCCAAGAACGCGACAUCGGCGUCCCCGAAGCGGGAAGGCCGGAAAGCAACGAGCAGUAUAGACUGAGGCCUUGGUCGUAUUGA